Messenger RNA from Cryptococcus wingfieldii CBS 7118, 513 nucleotides. RefSeq lists its product as hypothetical. Lineage: Eukaryota; Fungi; Basidiomycota; Tremellomycetes; Tremellales; Cryptococcaceae. The coding region runs from base 1 to 513 and encodes 170 amino acids. The record is from RefSeq and is a predicted model, not a curated record. The transcript has a single exon.
AUGUCAUCAACCACCUCUGAUGCUUCGCCCUCUCUCUUCUCUAGACGAAAACUACCAGCGUUCCCUCGCCGUCUCUCCAUCGGCCGUUCAAGCAGAUCUACCAACGCCGACAGCUCUCCCACCACUCCUUCGCUACUAUCACCCCGUUCACCCUUGUCUUUCUCAAGAUCACCCACCGUAGGCUAUGCGUACGAGAGCAUGACAGCUUGCACGAGCCCCCCAAUUAUUCAGCGGGGUACCCUAGCCACCGAGUCUUCUCGAGCUACACCGACUAGGACUCGAUCUGGCAGUACGGGCCUCGAGACGGAGGACAGGGCCGAAAGGGACGCAGCCUCUACUAGUCCGGAGGAAGAGUCGUGCACUCCAUCAUCGGAAGAGACUGAACGAGAGGCGAAGCGUAAGGCGUUCUUGAAAAAACAGGUAGAAGAGGCGUUAGCCACAGUUGAUAAGAAUCAGUAUCUCGGAAUCCAUCCUUCUGAGCGGGGUAUACCAGAAGCAGACGAAGAGUGUUGA